UCAGUAAGCGGUACACUGGCACGGUAAUAGCAUAUCAGUUAACCACGCGUAGAACAACUAGGUUACUUGCACCAACAAUUGUUAUUCUUAUUCAUUCACGAAUUGGUGUCGUUCGUCGAAAUCAUUAAAAAUGAUCGGCGCCCUUGGGCCUGCGGAGUCGCUGUGCGCUGUCGCGAUUAUCUUGACUGGUAUCUGGUACUACCUUGUGGCAAACUACAGUUUUUGGAAGGAGCGUGGAAUUUUAGGACCAGAACCUGGGCUGAUAUUUGGAAACAUGAAGGACGUCUUGCUCGUAAGAGAGAACUUUGGAGUGCAGUUGAAGAAGAUAUGCGAUCAGUUCCCUGGUGCUCCUUUGAUAGGCAUAUACGAUCGUCGCACGCCCGUGCUGAUCGUGCGUGACCCUGAACUCAUCAAGGACGUGAUGAUCAAAGACUUUUCGACGUUCUCGGAGAGAGGUUUGCCUGUUCACGACAAGGUCGAACCACUAAGUACGCAUCUAUUCAAUUUGGAAACAACGAGGUGGCGACCACUUCGUUCUAAGCUAUCGCCGGCGUUCACCUCGGGGAAAAUGAAGAAUAUGUUCUACCUGAUAUUGGAAUGUGCCGAUUACUUUGAAGAGUACUUAAACAAUAUCGUGGAAAAGGGUGAGCCCAUCGACUGCCGCGAAAUAACUGCCAAGUACACCACCGACGUGAUCGGUAGCUGCGCUUUUGGCCUGCAGAUGAACGCGCUCGCUGACGAAGACAGUGAAUUCAGAAAAAUGGGGAGAAAAUUUUUCAAGAUGGAUCGGAAAAGAAGAGUUCUCGGCUUGUUGCGAUCGUCGUCCCCUUGGCUUUACGAGUUACUCGGAAUAUCGGCUAUGGGAGAUGAUAUUACGAAUUUUUUUUUGUCGUCGGUGAAGGAAACGAUCGAUCACCGAAUGAAAAAUAACGUUCGUAGAGCCGAUCUUAUUGAGAUGCUAAUGGAAAUAAAAAAUCAUCCGGAAAAAUCAGAUUUCGAACUGACGGAUGCUAUAAUCGCUGCUCAGGCCUUUGUAUUUUUCAUUGCUGGCUUCGAGACUUCGUCAACUACCAUCAGCCACGCUUUAAUGGAGCUCGCCCAAAACCACGACUUGCAGGAAAGACUGCGACAAGAGAUAAUCGAAUCACUUGAAGCUAAUAAUGGGGAUAUUACCUACGAUGGUGUGAAGAAGCUAAAGUAUUUGGACAUGGUUUUCCAAGAAACCCUGAGGCUCAGGCCACCGGUUCUCUUGCACAUGCGAAAGGCAAUGGCCGAGUAUACUUUUAGAGGCACAAACCUCACGAUUCCGAAAGGUCAAAUGAUAUGGAUCCCGACCUGGGAAAUUCAACAGAAUCCCGAAUACUACCCAAAACCAACAGUCUUCGAUCCCGAACGGUUCACGGAUGAGAUGGUCAAAGCCAGGCACCCGAUGACGUAUCUACCUUUUGGCGACGGACCCAGAAACUGCAUCGGUGCACGAUUCGGUACCUACCAAACGAAAUUGGGCUUGAUCAAAAUAUUAUCAAACUUCAAAGUUGACAUGUCCGAUAAAACCAAUAUUCCAUACGUGCCUAGCCCAGCAGCUUUCCUGUUGGAACCCGUUGGCGGAGUUCACCUUAAAUUCUCGAAAAUUAAGUAAUGGUCAUAAAAAUUACCCCCCGACCUAACCUUACAAUAUCAGUAUUUAUUCUAGUUUAGUUUUCUAAAUCGAUGCGAUUACGUGAAUAUCUUUAGCAACUAGUAAGCUUUUUAAUAAAUUGUCGUAAUCAUA
Messenger RNA from Neodiprion fabricii, 1771 nucleotides. RefSeq names its product cytochrome P450 6A1-like. NCBI's taxonomy places the organism in Eukaryota, Metazoa, Arthropoda, Insecta, Hymenoptera, Diprionidae. The record is from RefSeq and is a predicted model, not a curated record. Gene Ontology annotation, molecular function: oxidoreductase activity, acting on paired donors, with incorporation or reduction of molecular oxygen; iron ion binding; monooxygenase activity. Bases 131 to 1639 code for a protein of 502 amino acids. The transcript has 4 exons.